Molecule: messenger RNA, 783 nt
Organism: Hyaena hyaena (striped hyena)
Lineage: Eukaryota; Metazoa; Chordata; Mammalia; Carnivora; Hyaenidae
Product: probable E3 ubiquitin-protein ligase makorin-1
Exons: 6
Coding region: 1-783 (260 amino acids)
Biological process (GO): protein polyubiquitination
Molecular function (GO): ubiquitin protein ligase activity; metal ion binding
Source: RefSeq, a predicted model, not a curated record
AUGGGCUGGGACUGGCCGGGGCCCUGCUGGGGCACGGAGCCUGGCUUGGUGGGGUUGGCCGGCAAGGCCGAGGAGGUUGGUGGCAGUUCCUGGAAGUCCCUGUCACCAUCAUCUGCUGAAGACGAUCACAGCUACCCCCGGGAGCCUCAGCUUAAGUCAGACCCUGUCCGGGAGCUCACGGCCCCGCUUCAGAGCCUGGACCUGGAGCUGCAGCAGAGGGAGCAAGACAGUCGGGACAUCGUGUGUGGCAUCUGCAUGGACAAGGUGUGGGACAAGCCAGAGGCCGAGCGGAUCUUCGGCAUCCUGCCCAACUGCACCCACGCCCACUGCCUGGGCUGCCUGCGCACCUGGCGGAAAAGCCAGCACAACUUCCCGCUGGCCGUUAUCAAGGCCUGUCCCCAGUGCCGGGUCCAUUCCAGCUACAUCAUUCCCCACAAGUUCUGGGUGAGCAAGGGGGCUGAGAAGGAGCAACUCAUCAGGAACUUCAAGGCUCGGACCAGCCAGAUCCGAUGUCGGUUCUUCGUGCAGGGGAAUGGCCGCUGCCCCUUCAAGUCUGAUUGUAUUUAUCUGCACCAGCUACCGGAUAAAGCCCUGUCCUCUGAUUCUCCCUGGACUGAGAGUAUGCAGCUGACCUCUGGGAGUGAGGUGCCGGGCCCAACAGGGUACCCAGGGGGCAUCGAGCCGAAGGACGAAGCAUUCCUCGUGGACUGUGCCCUGGCCAUGGCCUUCUGGGGUUCAGAACUCUUACCGGAUCCCAAUAAUUCCUGCCUUGGCCUGUUGUGA